UUAGUUUCUAUGUAACAGCAAAUUCUUUGCUUCUUUGUUGUCCUUGUACUUUUCCGUUUCUGCUACUGUUUGGUUGUUUAUGAUCUGUGAGUUUUUUUUGCUUUUUCUUUGUUAUGUUAUGUUGCUGGAUUUUUGCGUUUCUAGUGUGUAGUUUUACUGGUUAGUGUUGAACAAUGAUGGAUCUGGUUUGCAGAAGAUUAAAUUCGGCUCAAGUUUGGGAUCAGUUUGUGUUUGCUAUAACUGACUUUUAAUGUAGAUGUACUAUUUUUUUUACUUCUUUUUUUUUUCUUGUUUUGCUUGUAGUCGAAUUGUGGAUUUCGGAUAACUCUUAUUGGAUGAGCUCUGGUUGAACUUAAGUUGAGGGAUUUGAAUUUUACUUAGGCUGUUUGCUUUGAUCUGUUAUUUUAACUUUAAAGCUCAAUCAUUAUUGGACAUUUUUUAGUAUUGAAAGUAUAAGAAGAUUUUUACUCUGUCUCAGGCUUUAGAGUAUUGGAUCAUCUUCGUAAUUUACCAUGUUAUAUGUGAAGCUUACUGGUAUAGAUUUUAAAUGGUGGAGAACUUGUAUGAGGGGGGCAUUAUAAUGAUAAACGAGCAGAUUAGCAAGUUGAUCCUAAGACUGAAAGGUUCCAUUGAAAGUCGUUCCCAAGAUUUGUCCAUAAAGGAGCGUGCCAUUAUUACCAGAUUUGUUGUUUUGGCUCCAUGGUAAUGGACAUGUGUGAGCUUGAACACUAGUGUGAGGAAUCUGCAAUCACUUUAUUUAGUUUAUAAUUUUGGGAACCAGUGUAUGCUCUCAUAUACCUUGUGAAUACAGGUACAAAAUUACAACCAACAGCUUUAACAUACAAGCUUAUUCCCACUUAUGAAAAGCUGUUAGGGAAGAUUCUGUUGCUAAUUGGAAGAAUAGAUAAAAAUGUCUUCAGCAAACAAGGCUGAUAGGAAAGCGGCUAUUGAUGCAGCCUCAUGGAUGUUCAAUGUUGUCACAUCUGUUGGAAUUAUCCUUGUCAAUAAAGCAUUGAUGGCCACCUACGGCUUUAGUUUUGCUACGACUUUAACUGGUCUGCAUUUUGCCACAACAACCUUGUUAACUGUUAUUCUUAGGUGGCUGGGAUAUAUCCAGGCAUCUCAUCUACCGCUACCUGAGCUUCUGAAGUUUGUUUUGUUCGCAAAUUUCUCAAUUGUUGGAAUGAAUGUGAGUUUAAUGUGGAACUCAGUUGGAUUUUAUCAGAUUGCAAAGUUGAGUAUGAUACCAGUAUCCUGUUUUCUGGAAGUUGUAUUGGACAAAGUACGGUAUUCAAGGGACACAAAGCUUAGCAUAGCAGUAGUUCUACUUGGUGUUGCUGUCUGUACAGUUACAGAUGUGAGUGUCAAUGCCAAAGGAUUUAUAGCUGCAGUGGUGGCAAUUUGGAGCACUUCCUUGCAGCAAUAUUAUGUACAUUUUCUUCAACAGAGGUAUUCUCUAGGAUCUUUCAACUUGUUGGGGCACACUGCUCCAGCACAAGCCGUAUCUCUGCUGUUGGUAGGACCUUUCUUGGAUUACUGGUUGACGGAAAAAAGAGUUGAUGCCUAUGCAUAUAGUUUCACAUCUGUGUUGUUCAUAAUCCUGUCAUGCACUAUUGCAGUAGGUACAAACCUCAGUCAAUUCAUUUGCAUUGGUCGGUUUACUGCUGUGUCGUUCCAAGUGCUUGGUCAUAUGAAGACAAUUCUUGUCCUGAUCUUAGGAUUUAUUUUCUUCGGAAAAGAGGGUCUUAAUCUUCAAGUAGUUGUAGGUAUGAUUAUUGCAGUUGCUGGAAUGAUUUGGUAUGGUAAUGCUAAAGCCUCAUCUAGGCCAGGAGCGAAGGAACGCCGUAGCCUUUCAAUGAAUGGUAACAAAACACAAAAACAUGAUGUGUUAUCACAAUCCAUUGAGGUGGAUGAUAAGGUUUAGUUUUCAGUUAAAGUUCUGAAAGAAAAGGUUUGGGGUGGGGGUUGGGGGGGAUGGCAAAAUGAAUUAAGCAUCUUUAAUUAGCUGACUUCAGGAAUCUCUUUUUCACCCCGUGAGGUCAUAAUCUCCAGCUGCUAUAAGUUUUUAAUUUUUUUCCAUCAUAGAUUAUUUUAUGGUUUUUCAGAAUUCAUGCAAGGAUGUUAUUCAGUUGAAUACAAGAUAUAGAGUAAAAUUUACAUGUCCAGUCAAAUUCUGUUGAA
Messenger RNA from Manihot esculenta (cassava), 2181 nucleotides. Its product is annotated as UDP-rhamnose/UDP-galactose transporter 6. The transcript has 6 exons. Gene Ontology annotation, cellular component: Golgi apparatus. Bases 911 to 1924 code for a protein of 337 amino acids. The record is from RefSeq and is a predicted model, not a curated record. Lineage: Eukaryota; Viridiplantae; Streptophyta; Magnoliopsida; Malpighiales; Euphorbiaceae. Gene Ontology annotation, molecular function: antiporter activity; UDP-galactose transmembrane transporter activity.